UGACUUGCAGCUGUUGCCUGGCCUGGCUUGGCUGAGGUAGGACAGACCAGCGCGCAGCACUCCGUUCGUGUCUCACGCUCAGAGUAGAAGCCCGUGAACCCUGCUGUCCCAAGUGUGAAUGUGCCCAGUAACGUCGACGAGUUCGUGUCCAAGGGCUGCAGGGUGGCGGGCCGGACGCGUGAGCAGCCGCGUAGCAUGCACCAGGACUGACUUUUGAAAGAGAGAGAGAGAGAGAGCUGGCUGGCGUGUGAGGUGUUCAGUGUCUCUGUCUUCGGCUUCACUAAUUUACUCGGCGCACCGGACAUGUUGUGCUGAGACAACCCCGGCAGCUGCACCACCCCGAGAGCCCUCUGUCCACUCAUAUGGCCGUGGUUGGUCCCACCAGACACUCCAGGGUGCCCAUGUCCAUGCCCCUGAUGCAAGGCGCGGCCCCCGGAGGCGGCAGCGCGGCGGCGGUUGCAGCGGCCGCCGCUGCAGCCGCUAACCAGCAUCACCAGGCCAUCCUGCACGCGGCCGCCGCCGCCUCGCAGAACACCUACUUCCACACGCCCCACGCGGCCCUGCCGCCCACGCACCAGGCUCCGGCACCCCCGGCUGGACAGCAGCAGCCUCAGGACGUGCAGCCUGACAGGCCCAUCGGAUACGGCGCCUUCGGAGUCGUCUGGGCUGUGACCGACCCUCGAGAUGGCCGCAGAGUUGCUCUCAAGAAAUUACCAAACGUAUUCCAGUCACUCGUGUCAUCGAAACGUGUCUUCCGGGAGCUUAAAAUGUUGUGCUUCUUCAAACAUGAAAAUGUUUUGUCGGCGCUGGACAUUCUGCAGCCUCCACAUCUGGACUUUUUUCAAGAAAUUUACGUCAUAACCGAGCUGCUGCAAAGCGACCUGCACAAGAUCAUCGUGUCCCCGCAGCACCUCUCCGCCGAUCACAUCAAAGUUUUCCUCUACCAGAUUCUCAGAGGCCUCAAAUAUCUACACUCAGCGAGGAUCUUACAUCGAGACAUCAAGCCGGGAAAUUUAUUAGUCAACAGUAACUGCGUGCUCAAGAUAUGUGAUUUCGGUUUGGCCAGAGUGGAAGAACCCGACCGGUCGCGGCACAUGACCCAAGAGGUGGUCACCCAGUACUACCGAGCGCCGGAAAUACUGAUGGGAGCUAGGCACUACUCGGCAGCAGUCGACGUCUGGAGUGUCGGCUGCAUCUUCGGCGAACUCCUUGGCCGGCGGAUUCUGUUCCAGGCGCAGAGCCCUAUCCAACAGCUUGAGUUGAUCACCGACUUGUUGGGGACUCCUGCUCUGGACGACAUGCGUCACGCCUGCGAGGGAGCCCGGGCACAUAUGCUGAGGCGGCCGCAGCGUCCACCGUCGCUCACGGCCCUCUACACGUUGUCAGCACAAGCCACUCACGAAGCGGUCCAUCUGCUCUGUCAGAUGCUUGUUUUUGAUCCAGACAAGAGAAUUUCGGUUGUGGAUGCUCUGGCGCAUCCAUAUUUGGACGAAGGGCGACUUCGAUACCAUUCUUGCAUGUGUAAGUGUUGCUACACAACGCCAGCAGGACUCCGACAGUACACUUCAGACUUUGAACCCGCUGCACCCUUGCCUUUUGAUGACCAUUGGGAGAAGAACCUUAAGUCAGUGCAGCAAGUUAAAGAGGAAAUGCAUAAAUUCAUCAGCGACCAACUGAAUACAAGCCGAGUGCCGCUGUGCAUCAAUCCUCAGUCGGCAGCGUUCAAGAGCUUUGCCAGCUCGGCUGUUGCUCACCCUUGUGAACUUCCUCCGUCACCCAGAAACUGGGAGUAACUCUGCUGAGCGUAAAUUUUGGCGCACCGCAGCACUUUGUUAGCCAGUGGAGGAACCCCCUUUCCAAAUAACAUUGAAAGAAAGAAAGAAACAGCCUCAGUUUUUAAGUCAGUCACUCACUAUCAGCAGGUAACACAAGCCAGAAUCGAUGUCUCUGUCACGUGUCCGUGCAACCAAUGUAAAAAAGCUAGACACAAAGGCAGAACUCGAAUUUCUCGCAACCUACAAAACAUAUUUGAUGAAAAACUCGGCAGCACUUGAAAAAAGCGAUUUUUUGAAUGAUUGCGAUGAUAGAGGUAUAUAUUUUCAUUAGAUUCCACAGAAAAUGCACUACUGAAGAUGAUGUUAACCAUUCAUUAUCGACUAAAUGUACGAAAAAAGGUAUUUCCAAGGAUCUCAAGACACGUUUACGUUGUAAAUACUUCUGACUAUAUAAGCACUACCGAUAAUUGCGAAAGAGUUUAAAAGAUCGAGGGCCAUUUUGAAAUCGACAUUUGGUCUUUGAAGAUGCUUUGAGAAAUAUCUAAUUAUCACUUUUGUGUGUGCGCAAACUGCGAUUGGUGGACACGUUUGUGAAUAAUAUUUUCCGCUAAAGUAAACCGCAAGAUUAAUUUGUAACGUAAGGAGUGAUGGUUUUUAAUUUUAUGUGAUGAGAUGCUUAAGAUUUUAUAAUAAUCUUACUUUCUGUUAUGGGAGUAGUGGAGUUAUGAUCUCAGAUGACGCAUGACGGUUCUCUUUAUUGACAACCGUCUUGAUAAUACACGAUGUACGAAGUAUCUAACCAUCUCUACCCAAUUAAUUAAUUAUUUAUGAACAAAGUCUAAAUUAACGCCAGCUUACUUGAAAGUUAUUAGCAUUAACCAGUUAUCAUUCGACGAAAUCAAUUAGCAGCAACUAUUUCUAAAGAAUAAAACAAUUACUAAACCAAUGCUCACUUCUUUAACGCAUACAUUAAAUCCAUUCAGAUAGGUGCUGAUAAUUAAUUGUGGAAUUCUUCGAUUGCAUACUUACACUCUUGAAAUAAAACGAAAUAGUUUAAUUAGCCACGACAUUUUUCUUGUAAAUAUAACAGAAAAAUAAUAUUUCAUGUAACCUGCCCAUAUUGUGGUGUUUUUUGCAUGUAAAAUAUAAAACUGUACCUUUUGGGGCCUUAAAUUACAAAAAACAAAAAAAUCGAACUUUUUGUGUCCACACCCAAGGAAUCAGGCAGUAGCUGUAAAUCCAAUCAACCUCUCUUGCAACUCGGAACCGAUCUGUAGCACACAAAGCCACUAGGCCGAGCUCGGCGACCAGAUGCGCGGAAUACAUAUCCAAAGAAAAGCAUCAGAGUGGAAUAAUUUUAGCGCUGAGCUCGUACACUCACUUACUCACUCACACACAGACACACUUCUGCAUUACGAGGAUAGACAGUCCUUUAUGUCCUAGAACAUUCACCAGAGUCACUGCCAUUGACGAAACAAUUCCAGUUUGCUCUUUUCCGCAAUGUCGCUCUAUAUUAGCCAAAAAUUAAUCGAAUCCAAGCGUCCGUAGUAGUUCUACAGCAUAAUUCCACGUGUAAUUCAAAGUGUGCAUAAUCCUGUCGGUGAAGUUGAUUAAUUCCGUCUUUGUGUAAAUUUAAACGACUCGUGCACUAACUCGAAGUAAUUUAUAUAAUUACAUGUUGUAUAAUCAAGUUGGACCCUUUUUGCAAUCACGUCACUAUCGUGUCGCUGGACACUUGCAAUGUGUUGUUAAUUAAUUAAUGAUGAAAAAAGAAGGAAGCAUCUCUCAUCUUAAAAUGGGUGUAUGUGUAAUUAACUCUAAUCAUUGCUAUCGUUAUGGUAGGUAUGGAGUACGAUCAGAUCAUUGGAGGGUAGUUGAAAAAAAGUAAUAACGAAAGCCUAAACUAUGCAAAAAACUACAAUUAUAUACUAUACACACAUGAUUCCCUCUCACCGCCGACUGCCUCCUAUUAUGAAAUCCAAAGAAACUGGACUCGCUCCGAUGAGUUAGCUGAAACGAAAAAUCACUUCUGCCUGCUUAUUUCGAUUAUGAGGAUUCUUACCACUCAGGGACAUAAUCAAUUUCCAAUUUAUUCACUCACUGUACAAUUGACUAAAACUAAUUAUUGUUGGAAAGCAAUAGAUCUGCCAUUCAUCACAAUCAAAGGAACACCUCUCUGCGAGUAAAUUUGUGAGGGAAAAAAAUUAACGACCGACUUGAGUUGAACACACAGAAUUAGCAUCAUUCGUGGCCUUACAGAUUGUUUUACUUCUUGAGUAUGUAACGACGAAACACACACAUAACACUCACAGCUUGUAUAGUAGGAUAGCAAACAAACAAGGCUGACUCUUUUGAUUUAAAAAAAAAUUAAUGGAAGAAAAGUAGCUGGUCGAAAAAGUAACAAAAGUAACAUUUAUACGUUCACCCUUGUUUUAGGUCAGAUGAAAAUUCCAUCCACCUUCAGUAAGAAAAUUUUGACAAUAGAAGGGGAAUAAUGUAAAUAUUGUAAAUAGUAACAACUAGUAAUUGGAUCGAACCCUCUUGAAAGGCGUGCAGUGCAAAGUCGUGCAACUUUGCGAGACGGAAAAACACUCACUGCGGUGGUUAUUAAUUAAUGCGAGGAAUUUUGGGGUGAAUUGUAAUAAAUUUGUGGAAUUUUGAUUCACAAGAGAAUUAUAUGCUAAUUUUUAUCUCACGAGAUAAACCAGCACGUUUUCAUAAUUCAGCAUAUCUGUGUUAUCUCAUCAUUUUUAAUGUAUUCAUUAAAAUUCUGUCCAUUGUAGCGACAAAAUGAAAUGUAAUAUUUGAGUGUCAUGUUAGUGAUGAUCAUGUUGUGGUGUCGGAUUUAAAAGCAAAAAAUGAAAAGGUCGUUUUUGACCUAGGUUGGUGAACGAAAAUUUGUAAAAAUCCUGAUGAAAAAAAAAUCAGAACACUCACUCGCGACAAAUUGAUGUGUCGUUGACGCAAGAUGAUGAGUCUUUAUAUUAUUAACGACGAUUUCAUUUCUGUGUAAAUAUCACUAGUGAUUUGCUAAAAAAUAUAAGUGCGUAAUAAAGCUAGAUGUGUAAUUUUUAAAA
This is a messenger RNA of Cloeon dipterum, 4852 nucleotides long. It is a transcript of the gene nmo, whose product is annotated as serine/threonine-protein kinase nemo. Gene Ontology annotation, biological process: protein phosphorylation; intracellular signal transduction. Gene Ontology annotation, cellular component: nucleus; cytoplasm. Bases 363 to 1793 code for a protein of 476 amino acids. NCBI's taxonomy places the organism in Eukaryota, Metazoa, Arthropoda, Insecta, Ephemeroptera, Baetidae. The record is from RefSeq and is a predicted model, not a curated record. The transcript has 10 exons. Gene Ontology annotation, molecular function: ATP binding; MAP kinase activity.